AUGGAGUUCUCCCUUUCCAUUCUCCUUCUCUCCGCCAUCGCCGGCAUCUGCGCUAGUACUCCCAUCCCCAAAGGUACCUCCGCCGCCGGCAUCAACAUCUUUAACCAUGGCGAACUGCGCAUCUACUACCAAGACAAGCGGUCCUCCGGCAUUAGCGAGAUCGUCACAGGUCUUCCAACUGCACUAGUUGGAGAAGAAACGCUCAUCUUUAGCGGAGCGACGCGUGCGAAUACGCCGCUUGCGGCGCUCAGUUGGGUCGAUUCGGGGGAUACAGUGCCGAAUAUCCGCGUCUACUACGUCACACCGCGUACUACUCUCGGCGAGGUAGCAUACUCCCCGGUGUCCGGAUGGAACUCAGGCGGCGACCUUGGGUUCGCUGUGCUGCCGGGCUCAGAGGCGAUGUGCUGGUUGUCGGGUAUACGAAUGAUGCUGGAAACCUGA
Trematosphaeria pertusa is the source of this 441-nucleotide messenger RNA. RefSeq lists its product as uncharacterized. NCBI's taxonomy places the organism in Eukaryota, Fungi, Ascomycota, Dothideomycetes, Pleosporales, Trematosphaeriaceae. The record is from RefSeq and is a predicted model, not a curated record. Bases 1 to 441 code for a protein of 146 amino acids. The transcript has 2 exons.